AUGACUAAAAACAAACUAUACCACAAUGCUGCUGUAAGAAGCGCAUUUUUCUCUGAAGUUGCCAUUGGAAUCUUGGCCAACACCAUCCUUCUUCUCUUCCACAUCUUCAUCUUCCUUCAUGAGCACAGGCCAAAUCCCACUGACUUGCCCGUUGGUCUCUUGGCCCUCACCCACCUGGCGAUGCUGAUAAUCAUGGGGUUCAUAGGUACCGACAUUUUUAUGUCUUGGGAACGGUUUUGGGAUACCAUCACAUGUAAAUGGCUUGUCUACCUACACAGGUUGGUCAGGGGCCUGACUGUUUGUAUCACCUGCCUGCUGAGUGUCCUUCAGGCCGUCACCCUCAGCCCCAGAAGCUCCUGUUUGGCAAAGCUCAAGCGCACGUCCCCACGUCACUAUCUGUGCUCCCUUCUUGUGCUGUGGGUCUUGUACAUGUCUGUGAGCAGUCACAUCUUCAUGUCUGUCAUCGCCACCCCCAAUCUGACCUCAGACAGUCUCAUCUAUGUCACCGAGUCCUGCUCUGUGUUGCCCAUCUCUUACACUCUCAGGCAAGUGUUUUCCACAUUUCUGACUGUUCGGGAAUUCUUCCUCAUGGGCCUCACAUUCGUCUCUAAUGGAUACAUGGUCACGGUCUUGUGUAUACACAAGAGGGAGACCCAGCAUCUUCACAGCUCCAGCCUUGCUCUGAAAACAUCUCCAGAGCAAAGAGCCACCCGGACCAUUCUGCUGCUCACCAGUUUCUUUAUGGUGAUGUCCAUUUUAGACUAUGGUAUCUCUGCCUCAAGAAUUAUGUGGAACAAUGACCCAGCUCUGUAUUGUGUUAUUAUUCUUAUAUCCCAUAGCUAUGCUGCAGUCAGCGCACUGGUGUUCAUCAGUACUGACAAGCGUGUGAUUAUCUUUGUGAGAACCAUGUGGGGAAGGACAGUAACUGUUUACUCAGGAAAGGAUAUAUUCUCAACUAGUGGAAUGAACUGGCUGUAG
Molecule: messenger RNA, 978 nt
Organism: Perognathus longimembris pacificus (Pacific pocket mouse)
Lineage: Eukaryota; Metazoa; Chordata; Mammalia; Rodentia; Heteromyidae
Product: vomeronasal type-1 receptor 48-like
Exons: 1
Coding region: 1-978 (325 amino acids)
Biological process (GO): G protein-coupled receptor signaling pathway
Cellular component (GO): membrane
Molecular function (GO): pheromone receptor activity
Source: RefSeq, a predicted model, not a curated record